Molecule: messenger RNA, 1785 nt
Organism: Eurytemora carolleeae
Lineage: Eukaryota; Metazoa; Arthropoda; Copepoda; Calanoida; Temoridae
Exons: 16
Coding region: 19-1785 (588 amino acids)
Source: RefSeq, a predicted model, not a curated record
CGCAACCGAAACAUUAAAAUGACCCAGUACACAAACCUUAGUCGCAGUCCAGAAUUGGUUAAAGCUGAGGGAGUAGUGUCAAGGAACUUUAAGAAGAAGAUAAUGCUGGUCAGUGCUCUGGACCUCAAACCAUAUCAUGGAACAGAUGUAGAAGAUCCUCAACAUUGCGCAUUCAUAUAUCUCUCCAGAAUUGGAAAAGAUGAAAAUACACUUUUUACUUUCCAAAACGACACUUGCUUCUUGGGAAAGCACAGGGACAUUGAAAGAAGAAUUGUUGAGGCAGGACUGCAGACAACAAAUAACACUUUAAGAGUUUGGCAAGAAGAUUUCCCAACAUGUCAGAUUCCUGAAGACCCUUUGAACGGUAGGUUUGACUGCUACAUGAAUAUUAGAACAGAAAAGUGUUUUCUUGUUUGCACACCAGGAUUUGUUCCACGUUUAUACCGAGGCACUUACUGCAAAGAAAAAGGAAAAACUGGUGAAUGGAAUGUGAGCAUCUCUAGUAUGGAUUGUAUACCAACCACAACAAUAUUUGUAACAGGAGGAAUCUUUAAGGACCUUCUCGACCGUGUUUUUAAGCCAUAUCAGCCAGAGGAACUAAGAUAUAGAACCGGGACUUGGUUUUACAGACCAACAGCUCAAUAUUUCAGGGGAAAACUGCUAUUAAGUGGAGGUUUCCACACAAAGAAUAUGAUGCAUAAUUACGAUAGUAGUUCUAAAGCAUUGAAUCCCUAUCUGAAUCUGAAAUCUUUUCAUGAGAUUGGUACAACGGUUGUUGUUCAUGACAAACUCUAUACUUUAGGCCCUUAUACAAAUUUGGCGGAGUAUUACCAGGAAAAUAAUGAAGGCAAAACAUUUGCGGGACCUAUUCUUCAAUCCACUGGCUUCUAUCGAUGUGCAGUUAGUGGACCACUGGAGAUAAUGAGCAAGCAUAGAUCUAGUCCUACCCCAGUCCAGCUAAUAGCUCUCCACACAGCUAGUCCAACUAUAGACGAGGAUGUACCUGAGGAAACUCUAGAUGCUCAAGCUGGUCCUAUUGACAGGGCUACUGGAGUCAUAGAGCAACUCACAUAUCCAAGACAAUCAAGUCCAACCAAAGUUCAGCUAGUUCAACUACAGGUCCAAACCAACUCUCCAGAUGUUCCUAGGGACAGAAACACUGGAGAGAGUCCAGCAUAUAUAGAUAGAAGAGAACUAGACUGUCUAGCUAAUACAUCAGGAGCUGCUCCAUACUAUACAGAGGAUUCUAUACAAGAUUCUGAUAUAGUUUGUGGAUUGGAGCAGCUAGAAUACCAGUAUAGAUCAAUGACUCCAGGAGAGGAGGACAUCUCCAUGAUCUAUGAGGACAAGAUCUACCAUCCUCCAGAUAUGAAUGAGAUAAUCCAGGAUACCAGAUGCUAUACCAUCCUGGGAUUGGAGAUGAUAUGGUGCUCUUCACAAACAGCUCUUCACCGACCUGUUGUAAUAGCAGCUGGGAAUGUAGUUGAACCAUCUCAGCUAGUGGGAGCAUCUCAGAUAGUAGGAGCCACUGUGGAUAUUGUGGACAUAUCUCAUAAUCUAGGAGCAGCUGUGGAUAUUGUGGAUAUAUGUCAAACUCUAGGAGCAGCUGUAGAUAUCGUGGACAUAUCUCAUACUCUAGGAGCAGUUGUGGAUAUUGUGGACAUAUAUUAUACUCUAGGAGCAGUUGUGAAUAGCAUGGACACAUCUCAGCUAUUAGGAGCAUCUCAAAUGGUAGGAGUAUCUCCGCAAACAGAGUAUCAGGGACUCAAUGAGCAGUUUCGGUAA